CUCAUUGAUGUCUGUGCUAUGAUGCAACUACCGAGUGUCACUGGUGAAUCCCGAAUCCCGCUCAUUUCCUCGUCACGACUUUACGCGACAACCACGCGAUGCCCUUUUCCUGCUCCUACUAGGGUUCAAGUUUCCCCCAUUACUUGUACACGGGCCAUUGACCAUUAUGCCUGCGAAAAGAUCCGCUGUGCGCGUAGUCGCCAAUAUCGCCGGAGGAAAAGACGGUUCCUCGAGGCCCACCGUCAAAAGGACUGUCCGUCAGUCACAGAGAACGGGAAACGCGUCUGGAAGCGACAACGAUGAUGAUGUACCAUACGCGCCCUCAGCACCUGACGAUGACUUUCCCGACGAAUUACCCACCAAACGGCGCAAAACGGGCAGCAGCACGAAAGAAGAGGCCGCUCGUCUUCACAAGAAACUGUUCAGCGUGAAGGCCGCACAGGAACCACCAGAACCAAUAUGUGCGAUGCCUAAUCGGGAGCACAGCACCGUCUACCACAGAUCCCUUCUCCUCGAUGGAUCAAUCGGCAAGGCAGGCCAGAAUGCGCUCCUGGACUGGUUCGACAGCAUUAGCACUGCUCGUGCCAUGCCAUGGCGCAAGACAUGGCUCGAUCCAAGCACGAUAUCCGACGAGGACGAGCUCCGAAAGCAACUCGAGCGUCGAGCAUAUCAAGUAUGGAUCAGUGAGAUCAUGCUCCAGCAGACACGCGUGGCGGUCGUCAUUGAUUACUGGAACCGAUGGAUGGAUAAGUGGCCUACGAUCCAGGAUCUCGCCGCAGCCGACGCGGACGACGUGCUGGCCGCGUGGAGAGGUCUGGGCUACUACAGCCGGGCCACCAGGAUCCACGAGGCGGCAAAGCACGUCGUCAGUCACAAGGAGUUUGGAGGUUUGCUGCCUGCUGAUGCCAAGAAAUUGGAAGCGGAGGUGCCGGGCGUGGGACGGUACACUGCGGGUGCCAUCACUUGCAUUGUCUUUGGCAUCCCCGAGCCAAUGGUCGAUGGCAAUGUGCUGCGCGUACUCAGUCGCCAACUGGGUAUUCUGGGCAAUGUCAAAACGGACAAGCGGGUCAUUGACACCCUCUGGGCUGCCGCAGACGCACUCGUGAAGAACGUUGCCCAGGGCGAUGGUACAGUCGACGACCCCAGCACGAUUCCGAGGAGCGACAAGCCUGGGCGGUGGGGUCAGGCCCUGAUGGAGCUGGGAAGCACGAUAUGCGCUCCAAAGCCCAAUUGCGCAGCGUGCCCUAUAACUUCCACCUGUCGGGCGUAUCUCGAGGGUCAAGAGCUUCCUGGUCGCAAGAGUAGCAAGACGCCGUCGGUGCCAACUCCUGACAUUGAGGAUGCGUGUACCCUCUGCGAACCCUUUGAGAACGUGCAGGACGAAUCUGAUGCGACUGAAGUAACACCCACCGUUUCAGCCAAGCCGAGCAAAAAGCAGGCCACAUUAUCGUCCUUUUUCAGCAAGCCUCCGACCAAAGAAGCGCCAGCCAAGGCGGCCGAAGCAGCAAAGACCAAAGCUGCGGAGCUGGAGACAAUCGUGAACCACGCCAAGAAGUUCCCGCUCAAGGUCGUCAAGAAGGCAGUUCGCGAGGAGGAGACGCUCGUCUGCGCGAUUCAGACACGUGACAAUAAUUUCCUCAUCCAUCGGCGCCCCGAGAAAGGACUCUUGGCCGGGCUCUGGGAGUUUCCCUCCAAAAUCCUGGACGCAGGCGAGGGCUCGACCUCGAAGCAGCGCAAAGCCCUUGCGCAGAACCACGUGUUGUCACUUCUGGACACGAACGACAGCAAGCUCACACAUGUCAGCGAGCUAGGCAGUGUACCCUGGCUGUUUUCACAUCUCAAGCUUACAAUGCAUGUGCAUCUGUUCAAGGUUGACACAGACGAGGCGGGACCCCUAGCCGAUGAGAACAAGCAGCCCAGUCGGUGGAGCGACAAUAUCGAGAAUGAGUCGAUGGGAACUGGCAUGCGGAAGUGCUGGACUUUGGUGCGGGAUCACUGUACUCUUGUUGAUUCAUAGGAUGCUUUCAAAGCACGUACGGUAGCUUAUGUGGGUAUCAAAGGUCACUGUUGGUCCGCCGGCUUGUCUGGGUUGAUCCCUGUCAAGCAAUUCAUCCUCUCGUUGCUCCCCAUUUCGUUGAUCAAAUCGCCCUUGGGUGUCUGCCACACGCCAGACAGCUUGAUAUACCCGUCCAAGGCAUCAGUGAGAGUCUUGCCAAUCUCCAGGGACUUGUA
Molecule: messenger RNA, 2232 nt
Organism: Emericellopsis atlantica
Lineage: Eukaryota; Fungi; Ascomycota; Sordariomycetes; Hypocreales; Bionectriaceae
Product: DNA glycosylase
Exons: 1
Coding region: 167-2017 (616 amino acids)
Biological process (GO): base-excision repair; mismatch repair
Cellular component (GO): nucleus
Molecular function (GO): 8-oxo-7,8-dihydroguanine DNA N-glycosylase activity; 4 iron, 4 sulfur cluster binding; adenine/guanine mispair binding
Source: RefSeq, a predicted model, not a curated record